Messenger RNA from Bolinopsis microptera, 1360 nucleotides. Its product is annotated as crustapain-like. The record is from RefSeq and is a predicted model, not a curated record. The transcript has a single exon. Bases 7 to 1266 code for a protein of 419 amino acids. Gene Ontology annotation, cellular component: lysosome. Gene Ontology annotation, molecular function: cysteine-type endopeptidase activity. NCBI's taxonomy places the organism in Eukaryota, Metazoa, Ctenophora, Tentaculata, Lobata, Bolinopsidae.
CCAGCCAUGAAUUUGAAAAUUGUGCUUUUGACAGCCCUUCUUGGGAUCUCCUUCGCAAGCUUGAGAGCAGAUUUUGACGGAUUUUUAUCCAAGUUCGGGGAGCACUACGACAACAAAGAAGUGAGAGUGCGAUACAAACUGUACAAAGAAAGUAGGGACGAGGUGGAUAGCCACAACAGCAACCCUGACAAAAAAUGGGACAUGGCAAUCAACCAGUUCUCAGCGAUGACGAGCGAAGAACGCAACCAGUACCUUGGCCUACGAAAUGAGUCAGAGUCGUUGGAUACGGAAGCGCUACAAUUUGAGCCAGAGAAUCUUCUAGGUAAUCCUGCAUCAAUCGAUAAUGUAGCUCUGGGAUUCGUUACUCGCCCAAAAAAUCAAAGAACUUGCGGUUCUUGCUGGGCUUUCGGAGCUAUCGCAGCGUUUGAAGGCGCUUAUGCACGUGCAACUAAAGUGCUGAAGUCUUUCAGUGAGAAGGAGCUUCUUGACUGCACCUACUCGAACAGGGACGGGUGUGAGGGUGGUUGGUACCAGGACGCCUGGGGCUACAUCCAGAGACACCGAAGAAUUGCUGCGCUGAAAGAUGCACCCUACGACUACGCACAAGACAGGGAGUGUGAUUAUGGGGGUGAGUUCCAAGGACGUGUUCCUAAUGGCAUGAGAAAUGCACGAUACGAGAGUUACUACACAGUGGCACGAUCCGACAGUGAGUUGGAGAGUGCGGUGGCACGUGCAGUUGUGGCAGUUGCCAUGAUAGUGGAGAACGAUUUCUUUAAUUACGGAAGUGGUAUCUACGGAGGUUGUUCCACUUGGAAAGCCGUAGGACAUGCCGUGACCAUGGUAGGAUAUGAUAAGGACUCGUGGAAGGUAAAGAACAGCUGGGGAAGAUACUGGGGAGAGGGUGGGUAUGUAAGAUUCUCCCGCAGUAAAAACAACAACUGUCGCCUCGCUGAGUACGCAAAGUUUCCAGUGGUAACGUUUGUAGAUCGCAAGCAGACAGACGAAGCUGACCCUAAAACACCACGAACCAGAUUACCGAACGCAUGCGGGUGGGGUGACGAUUACCCCUGCAGUGACAUGAACUGCAACUACGGCUGUAAGAGUGGCACAUGUUGGGCCCAGUGUAACGGUAUCUGUGUCAUCUCGGGUGCCACAGAACGGUGUGCGGGCUGCAAGGAGUGGUGCUAUGUUGAUGCCACGUGCUCUAAACAUGAGGAUUGUUUUGAACAUAGGUACAAAUCAUGCAACAGUGCCUGUUCUCUUUAGAUUAACUUUAAAUAAACAGUUUACUGUGCUUGUUCUCUUUAGAUUAACAGUGCUUGUUCUCCUUAGAUUAACUUUAAAUUUUGACAUUUUGAAG